AUGGCACCAACACGUUGGGGAAUCGUGAGCGCUGGAAACAUCAGCAAUGACUUCAAGGUUGCUCUGGAUACUCUGCCAAAGGAUGAACAUGAGGUGGUGGCUGUUGCAGCUAGAAGCCUUGAGAGGGCUGAGCAGUUUGCGAAAACUCACAACAUCCCGUCUUACUAUGGAUCGUAUGCCGAGCUGGCAGCCCAAGGACAUAGGUAAAUAAAUGUGGUGUACAUUGGUGCUACCCAUCCCCAGCAUGCACCAGUGACGACCAUGAUGCUCCGCGCGGGGAAGUCUGUCCUGUGUGAGAAGCCGAUGUCUGUCAACUCUCGCGAGGCGCGUCACGUGAUCAGCCUCGCCAAAGAGAAGAACCUCUUCUUUAUGGAGGCUAUUUGGAGCCGCUUCUUUCCGGUGUAUAAGAAAGUCCGCGAAGUCGUCGACUCGGGAGUGCUAGGGGAGGUGAAAAUGAUCACAGCUUCCUUCGGAAUCAACUUUGACGGUGUCCCGAGAUUUAAAGACAGGUCCCUGGCAGGCGGCUCGCUGAUUGAGAUAGGCAUCUAUCCGAUCCAGUUCACCACCAUGGUGUUUGGAGGGGAGGAACCUGAAGACAUCACUGCCAGUGGGCAUCUCAUAGACACGGGAGUGGAUGAGUCUGCCACUAUCAUCUUGAAGUACAGUAACAAUAGAACAGCAGCGCUGACGUGCAGUAUGUCUACAACACUGGCUCAAGAGGCUUAUAUCUACGGGACAAAGGCCUCUCUUAAGGUUCCAAAUUUCUGGUGUCCUACCGAAGUGAUUGCCCCAGACGGGACCCAUGAGUUCCCCCUCCCUCCUCCGGGGAAACAUCUCAACUAUUUCCACAGUACAGGCCUGAGGUUUGAGGCUAUGGAGGUCAGAAGAUGCCUACAAGAAGGUUUAAUCGAGAGUCCCCUGAUGACCCACGCCAUGAGCCUACAGAUAGCCGGGAUCCUGGACCGGGCACGGCAGGCGGUCGGAGUCGUGUACGACCAGGACAUGGAAUAA
Molecule: messenger RNA, 1011 nt
Organism: Branchiostoma belcheri (Belcher's lancelet)
Lineage: Eukaryota; Metazoa; Chordata; Leptocardii; Amphioxiformes; Branchiostomatidae
Product: trans-1,2-dihydrobenzene-1,2-diol dehydrogenase-like
Exons: 8
Molecular function (GO): nucleotide binding
Source: RefSeq, a predicted model, not a curated record